GGUACGUUGAGUGGGUGGGAGUGACCGUAACCUAUCCGUCAAAUGUGCACUGAAGUUAUUUUUUCUGCAAAAAUUGAAAAGUUUCUGUGCCACCAACCAUGACAGAAAUCUUGGAUGAAGCAAUACCAGUGGAAGAUUUGAAGGUGUUUGAGCAGAAAUUCUAUGAAGAGCUGCAGAAGGGCAAGGGUGCAGUGAGUGAAUCCACACAGUUCCAGUAUGCAUGUUGCCUGGUGCGCAGUGGGUAUGCUAGCGAUGUGAAGAAAGGUGUCCAGAUGCUGACCAACUUGCUGAAGACCCCAUCCAGUGGAAGUGCUGAGGCAGCCACCACAAGGGACUACCUCUACUUUCUGGCCGUAGGCCACGCCAAAGUCAAGGAGUACGUGGAUUCCCUGAAGUUCGUGCGCCAACUGCUUGAGAAGGAGCCCAACAACCGGCAGGCGAUAGAGCUAGAGAGCAUUGUGAAGAAAAAGAUGGAACGGGAGGCGCUCACGGGGAUGGCGGUGACGGGCGGCGCCGUGCUGGCCGUCGGCGGUCUGGUCGGCCUGGCGAUGGCGCUCUCCAAGCGAUGAGGACACCGCCGCCGCGCGCUGAACACGACAGAGCCGGCCGACGCCGCCCGGCGUGGUCUCGACGAACGGGACGAACUGGGCGCCCACCGCAACCGUCAUGCGCACGGAAUGGGUGCCUGCAGAGCUCCUGGAAGGGGAAAAUGAGCGGGGAAUCUGUCUAUUUGGCUGUUCGCGAGCGGCGGCUAGAGCUCGGUUGACUGCGCGCGGUUGCCGGACGGUAAAUGAUGAAGCGUUGUGCUGAGGUACGUUAUUUGCCUACCCGUACGGAUUUCUGUUGCAGGAACGGACCCCACUGGCACAAUGAAUCGAUGUGUUGAUAUAUCCUAGAAGUUUUAUUGCGUACUCCAAAUUUGCAUUUAAGCGUGUGUUUUGGUACCAGGGCAUGUGUGACAAUAUAUAUUACAAGCCACAA
Pollicipes pollicipes is the source of this 981-nucleotide messenger RNA. RefSeq names its product Mitochondrial fission 1 protein (gene Fis1). The record is from RefSeq and is a predicted model, not a curated record. Gene Ontology annotation, molecular function: protein binding. Gene Ontology annotation, cellular component: mitochondrial outer membrane; peroxisomal membrane. Lineage: Eukaryota; Metazoa; Arthropoda; Thecostraca; Pollicipedomorpha; Pollicipedidae. Gene Ontology annotation, biological process: mitochondrial fragmentation involved in apoptotic process; mitochondrial fission; autophagy of mitochondrion.